AUGACGACAUCAACAACAGCAACACGCUCCGCGCCACCCUCAGAAUCUGUUCGCCCAGCAGCACCUACAGCAGCAGACCAAGCGCGACCCACAGGGUCACCCAAGCAGACGAAGAAGCACGUUGGCAAAUCAUCACGCCCAGCACCAACUCAUUUCCUCGCCCUACCUCUCGUGACUCCCUCAUCAAUCCCCCAGUUGGCGCGCAGCGUUGCACGUUUUCAGGACCUGACGACCGCGUCGCGCUUCCAGCCUCAGGCACUCGAGGGACGGGAGAGGGAGCAGGAGACGCCGGAGCGCGAUAACGGCGAUGCUGGUUGGACGGGUGCUAAAGAUGGCGUGACAGGGAAUGGGGAGUCAAUGAGGAUUAUCCCGAAGCAGGCGCACAGGCCUCCUGGGACGCUGCAUUUGACGUUAGGCACGAUGGUGCUUGACGGAGACGGGGACAAGUGGGAAGCUUUGAGGAUUCUGAGGGAAGUUGAUUUCGGGGCGAUUCUGAGCCGAAUCAGCGCGGACCAAGGCGUGAAAGACGUGGAAAAGGCUGGUGAUGAAGUACAAGGGGCAAUAGGGGCCAAAAGUGGCCGACACGAAACGGAAGCUGAGGCAGGCGGUGUGAUGGAAGCCGCUGAACACGUUGUUACAUCGCUACAGACACUAGCUAGACCGGUAUCUCCUCCUCCAAAACCAUCGUCGCUCAGUGGCACGUCGAGAGUCGCCACCUCGACCAGCACGAUCACCACCACUACCGACGCCGCGGCAUCCAGCACACCACCCCUACGCAUUUCACUCCGUGGCCUCGGGACUUUCCCCUCUCCUCGCAAAGCCCGUGUCUUCUACGCCUCACCCCAUGAUCCCACUGCCCGCCUUCAGCCAUUUGCUGAAGCAAUACAGCAGAGAUUCAUUGAGGCGAGAAUCGUCGCGAAGGAGGACCGAGCUCUGACUUUGCACGCCACGGUCGCAAAUCUAAAGUACGUCAGAGCGCCACGCUGGCAGGGUGGACGUCGCGGUGAGAGGCGUAGCAGCAGCAGAUUUAAAGCGAAGGAGAGGAAGGAGAUCGAUGCGAGGGACUUGGUGGAGGUGUUUGAGACGAGUUUCGGGGAUGUGGAGGGUGACGAGAAGAAAUCUUUUGUUUGGGCGGAGAACAUUGUGGUUGAUAGAGUGAGGAUCUGUAAGAUGGGGGCGGUAAAGAGCGAGGAUGAAGUCAUGGGGAUGGAGUAUCCUGCUAUACGGGUGCCGGUUGAGGGGGACGGCGCUGCGGAUGGGGAGGUUGCGGAGGUCCGGUUUUUUUAG
Cyphellophora attinorum is the source of this 1287-nucleotide messenger RNA. RefSeq lists its product as uncharacterized. Gene Ontology annotation, cellular component: nucleus. The record is from RefSeq and is a predicted model, not a curated record. Gene Ontology annotation, biological process: DNA alkylation repair; regulation of DNA-templated transcription. NCBI's taxonomy places the organism in Eukaryota, Fungi, Ascomycota, Eurotiomycetes, Chaetothyriales, Cyphellophoraceae. The transcript has a single exon. The coding region runs from base 1 to 1287 and encodes 428 amino acids.